Aspergillus homomorphus CBS 101889 is the source of this 1500-nucleotide messenger RNA. RefSeq names its product zinc finger HIT domain-containing protein. The record is from RefSeq and is a predicted model, not a curated record. Gene Ontology annotation, cellular component: pre-snoRNP complex; nucleus. Gene Ontology annotation, biological process: box C/D snoRNP assembly; maturation of LSU-rRNA from tricistronic rRNA transcript (SSU-rRNA, 5.8S rRNA, LSU-rRNA); snoRNA localization. The transcript is spliced from 4 exons. The coding region runs from base 217 to 1500 and encodes 427 amino acids. NCBI's taxonomy places the organism in Eukaryota, Fungi, Ascomycota, Eurotiomycetes, Eurotiales, Aspergillaceae.
AGAUCAGAACCGCCUCCAUCGACAGAGUUAUCUCCAACUUAUCAGUUUUUUCUCUUCUCCGCGCAUCAUCCAUCAUUACCUCCAACAACCUCCUAUAGGGAAAAACUCAAGCACUAUCUCUCUACCUAUUCAAUCAGCUCCCUUGCACCAUAUCCCUUAAAUAAAUAGCCAAAAAACCAACCCCACCAAACCACAAGCAAACCAACCCAUCGCAAAAUGCCCAUCUCCAAAGAAGAAGAAGACUCCCUCCUCACGGACCUCUGCACAAUCUGCCACAUCCAACCCCCAAAAUACCGCUGCCCCCGCUGCGCAACCCGCACCUGCUCCCUCCCCUGCACACGCCGCCACAAGCUCUGGUCGCAAUGCAGCGGCAUCCGCGACCCAGCCGCGUACCUGCGCCGCAACGAGCUCGCCACGGAGGCAGCCUUCGAUCGGGACUUCAACUUCAUCACGGGGAUUGAGCGCUCGAUCGAGCGAGCGGGCCGCGACGCCGAGAACCGCGGGAUCAGGGUCGAUGGUGCCUCCGCGGGGUUCGUGCGGGAUUUGGCGGUAGUCGGGUUGGAGGAUUCGCCUGUUGGGUCGGAGCGGGAGGGAGGGGCUGAGGGCCCGAAUCUAGGGAAGAGGAAGAGGGGGGGGCAGCAUAGGAAUGGGCCUUUGAGAGGGGAAUCAGGGUUCUUACGCGAGGUGGAGAAGGCGGGCGUGAAGCUUAUCCGUGCGCCUAGGGGGAUGAGUCGGAAUAAGGAGAAUGGGUCCAAGUGGUUUGCUAGACAGCAAUGCCUGGUGUGGACGGUGGAAUGGAUCGAGAGUAACGGGGACAAGCGCGUGAGGAAAUGCAGGGAUUCAGUCUCGAUUGCGAAUUUUUACGAUCGGUCUUUCCCUCCCAAUAGGGCAGAACGCGAGAAGGAAGAAGGAAAGGAGCAGAUACAAGACCCAGAGCAGGAAGAUCAAGCCCAGCCACAGCCGGAUUCUUCUUUAACGACGGACGCUCAGCAAUCCCAAGAUACCGCGGCCGUCACCACCAACGCUGAUCCUACAACUAUCUCUGAACCCACAGCAACAGCAACAACAGAAACACAACCAGACAUCACUCCCACCGCCACGCCGUCAGAGACAGAAACGCACACGAUCGUUCCUCACAGAGACGUGUACUUCUACCUCCACCGGCCGCGCACAGCUACCAAACAGCCCGUCCUGAUCCCCCUUGCCCCCGGCAUGACUCUCACAGCUGCGCUGCGUGGUCACACAGUCUUGGAGUUCCCUACCAUCUAUGUACUACCGGACUCGCCCGACAUGUUACGCGCGCAGGGGCCAGACGCCGGUUACCUACUAGAAGAGGAGUAUACCCGGACACACGCGCCUGCGGAGGAGGACAGCGCAAGCCCUGGCGAUUCGGAGGUCGAUCAACCGCCGUCUACUGGUAUCGACCUUGGGGGCGUCGACGAGAAGAAAGUCCUGGAAGUGCUCAAGAAGGAUCUAUUCGAGCCGUCGACGCUUGCGUGA